This is a messenger RNA of Elephantulus edwardii (Cape elephant shrew), 6540 nucleotides long. RefSeq names its product calcium channel, voltage-dependent, L type, alpha 1C subunit (gene CACNA1C). NCBI's taxonomy places the organism in Eukaryota, Metazoa, Chordata, Mammalia, Macroscelidea, Macroscelididae. The record is from RefSeq and is a predicted model, not a curated record. The transcript is spliced from 49 exons. Gene Ontology annotation, molecular function: high voltage-gated calcium channel activity. Gene Ontology annotation, cellular component: membrane; voltage-gated calcium channel complex. Gene Ontology annotation, biological process: calcium ion import across plasma membrane. The coding region runs from base 1 to 6540 and encodes 2179 amino acids.
AUGUUGCUGAGCUGGUCCUGUUCCAACUAUGGGAGCCCGCGCCCAGCUCAUGCCAACAUGAAUGCCAAUGCGGCUGCGGGGCUUGCCCCCGAGCACAUCCCCACCCCCGGAGCAGCCCUGUCCUGGCAGGCGGCCAUCGAUGCGGCCCGGCAGGCCAAGCUGAUGGGCAGCGCUGGCAAUGCAACCAUCUCCACAAUCAGCUCUACACAGAGGAAACGGCAACAGUACGGCAAACCCAAGAAGCAGGGCAGCACGACCGCCACACGCCCGCCACGUGCCCUGCUCUGUCUGACUCUGAAGAACCCCAUCCGGAGGGCGUGCAUCAGCAUCGUUGAAUGGAAAUCAUUUGAAAUAAUUAUUUUACUGACUAUUUUUGCCAAUUGUGUGGCCUUAGCGAUCUAUAUUCCCUUUCCAGAAGAUGAUUCCAACGCCACCAAUUCCAACCUGGAACGAGUGGAAUAUCUCUUUCUCAUCAUUUUUACUGUGGAAGCGUUUUUAAAAGUAAUAGCCUAUGGACUUCUCUUUCACCCCAACGCUUACCUCCGCAACGGUUGGAAUUUACUAGAUUUUAUAAUUGUGGUUGUAGGGCUUUUUAGUGCAAUUUUAGAACAAGCAACCAAAGCAGAUGGGCCAAAUGUUCUAGGAGGAAAAGGGGCUGGCUUUGACGUGAAGGCGCUGAGGGCUUUCCGAGUGCUGCGCCCCUUGCGGCUGGUGUCUGGAGUCCCGAGUCUCCAGGUUGUUCUGAAUUCCAUUAUCAAGGCCAUGGUCCCCUUGCUGCAUAUUGCCCUGCUAGUGCUGUUUGUCAUCAUCAUCUAUGCUAUCAUCGGCCUGGAGCUCUUCAUGGGGAAGAUGCAUAAGACAUGUUACAACCAGGAGGGCAUAGCAGAUGUUCCAGCAGAGGAUGACCCUUCUCCAUGUGCUCUGGAAACUGGUCAUGGGCGCCAGUGCCAGAAUGGUACCGUGUGCAGACCUGGAUGGGAUGGGCCCAAGCACGGAAUCACCAACUUUGACAAUUUUGCCUUCGCCAUGUUGACGGUGUUCCAAUGCAUCACCAUGGAGGGAUGGACAGACGUCUUGUACUGGGUCAAUGAUGCCGUAGGAAGGGACUGGCCCUGGAUCUAUUUUGUUACACUAAUCAUCAUAGGGUCAUUUUUUGUACUUAACUUGGUUCUCGGUGUUCUUAGCGGAGAGUUUUCCAAAGAGAGGGAGAAGGCCAAGGCUCGGGGAGAUUUCCAGAAGCUGCGAGAAAAGCAGCAGCUGGAAGAAGACCUCAAAGGCUACCUGGACUGGAUCACACAGGCAGAAGACAUCGACCCUGAGAACGAGGAUGAAGGCAUGGAUGAGGAGAAACCUCGAAACAUGAGCAUGCCCACAAGUGAGACAGAGUCCGUCAACACGGAAAACGUGGCUGGAGGUGACAUCGAGGGAGAAAACUGCGGGGCCAGGCUGGCGCACCGCAUCUCCAAAUCAAAGUUCAGUCGCUACUGGCGCCGGUGGAAUCGGUUCUGCAGAAGAAAGUGCCGUGCUGCGGUCAAGUCUAACGUUUUCUACUGGCUCGUGAUUUUCCUGGUAUUCCUCAACACACUCACCAUUGCUUCAGAGCAUUAUAACCAGCCCCACUGGCUCACGGAAGUCCAAGAUACUGCCAAUAAGGCACUGCUGGCCCUUUUCACAGCUGAGAUGCUGCUCAAGAUGUACAGCCUGGGUCUGCAGGCCUAUUUUGUGUCCCUCUUCAACCGCUUCGACUGCUUCAUCGUGUGCGGGGGCAUCCUGGAGACCAUCCUGGUGGAGACCAAGAUCAUGUCCCCUUUGGGCAUCUCUGUGCUGAGAUGUGUCCGACUACUGAGGAUAUUUAAGAUCACAAGGUACUGGAACUCCUUGAGCAACCUGGUGGCGUCCCUGCUGAACUCUGUGCGCUCCAUUGCCUCCCUGCUGCUGCUCCUCUUCCUCUUCAUCAUCAUCUUCUCCCUCUUGGGGAUGCAACUCUUCGGAGGAAAGUUCAACUUUGAUGAGAUGCAGACCAGGAGGAGCACGUUCGAUAACUUUCCCCAGUCUCUCCUCACCGUGUUUCAGAUCCUGACCGGGGAGGACUGGAAUUCGGUGAUGUAUGAUGGGAUCAUGGCUUAUGGCGGCCCCUCUUUUCCAGGGAUGUUAGUCUGUAUUUACUUCAUCAUCCUCUUCAUCUGUGGGAACUAUAUCCUACUGAAUGUGUUCUUGGCCAUUGCCGUGGACAACCUAGCUGAUGCGGAGAGCCUCACCUCUGCCCAGAAAGAGGAGGAAGAAGAGAAGGAGCGGAAGAAGCUGGCCAGGACUGCCAGCCCAGAAAAGAAGCAAGAGGUGGUGGAAAAGCCAGUAGUCGAGGAGGCCAAGGAGGAGAAAAUUGAGCUGAAAUCCAUUACAGCUGAUGGAGAGUCUCCGCCAACCACCAAGAUCAACAUGGAUGACCUCCAGCCCAAUGAGAAUGAGGACAAGAGCUCCUACCCCAACCCAGAAGCUACAGGAGAAGAGGAGGAGGAGGAGCCAGAGAUGCCUGUGGGCCCCCGUCCCCGCCCGCUGUCUGAGCUGCACCUUAAGGAAAAGGCCGUGCCCAUGCCCGAAGCCAGUGCGUUUUUCAUCUUCAGCCCCAACAACAGGUUCCGCCUCCAAUGUCACCGCAUUGUCAAUGACUCGAUCUUCACCAACCUGAUUCUCUUCUUCAUUCUACUCAGCAGCAUUUCCCUGGCUGCUGAGGACCCUGUCCAGCACACGUCCUUCAGGAACCAUAUUCUGUUUUAUUUUGAUAUUGUUUUUACUACCAUUUUCACCAUUGAAAUUGCUCUGAAGAUCCUAGGCAAUGCAGACUAUGUCUUCACUAGUAUCUUUACAUUAGAAAUUAUCCUUAAGAUGACUGCUUAUGGGGCUUUCCUCCACAAGGGCUCUUUCUGCCGGAACUACUUCAACAUCUUGGACCUGCUGGUGGUCAGCGUUUCCCUCAUCUCCUUUGGCAUUCAGUCCAGCGCAAUCAACGUUGUGAAGAUCUUGCGAGUUCUGCGAGUACUCAGGCCCUUGAGGGCCAUCAACAGGGCCAAAGGGCUAAAGCACGUGGUUCAGUGUGUGUUUGUUGCCAUCCGGACCAUUGGGAACAUUGUGAUUGUCACCACGCUGCUGCAGUUCAUGUUCGCCUGCAUCGGAGUCCAGCUCUUCAAGGGAAAGCUGUAUACCUGUUCCGAUAGCUCCAAGCAGACUGAGGCAGAAUGCAAGGGAAACUACAUCACAUACAAAGACGGGGAGGUUGACCAUCCCAUCAUCCAGCCCCGCAGCUGGGAGAACAGCAAGUUUGACUUUGACAAUGUUCUGGCGGCCAUGAUGGCCCUCUUCACCGUCUCCACUUUUGAGGGCUGGCCAGAGCUGCUGUACCGCUCCAUCGACUCCCAUACGGAAGACAAGGGCCCCAUCUACAACUACCGCGUGGAGAUCUCCAUCUUCUUCAUCAUCUACAUCAUCAUCAUCGCCUUCUUCAUGAUGAACAUCUUCGUGGGUUUCGUCAUCGUCACUUUCCAGGAGCAGGGGGAGCAAGAGUACAAGAACUGUGAGCUGGACAAGAACCAGCGACAGUGUGUAGAAUAUGCCCUCAAGGCCCGGCCGCUCCGGAGGUAUAUCCCUAAGAACCAGCACCAGUACAAAGUGUGGUAUGUGGUGAACUCCACCUACUUUGAGUACCUGAUGUUCGUCCUCAUCCUACUCAACACCAUCUGCUUGGCCAUGCAGCACUACGGUCAGAGCUGCCUGUUCAAAAUCGCUAUGAACAUCCUCAACAUGCUCUUCACCGGCCUCUUCACUGUGGAGAUGAUCCUGAAGCUCAUUGCCUUCAAACCCAAGGGUUACUUUAGUGAUCCCUGGAAUGUUUUUGACUUCCUCAUCGUAAUUGGCAGCAUAAUUGACGUCAUUCUCAGUGAGACUAAUCACUAUUUCUGUGAUGCAUGGAAUACAUUUGACGCCUUGAUUGUUGUGGGUAGCAUUGUUGAUAUAGCAAUCACCGAGGUAAACCCAGCUGAACAUACCCAAUGCUCUCCCUCUAUGAAUGCAGAGGAGAACUCCCGCAUCUCCAUCACCUUCUUCCGCCUCUUCCGGGUCAUGCGCCUGGUCAAGCUGUUGAGCCGCGGGGAGGGCAUCCGGACCCUGCUGUGGACCUUCAUCAAAUCCUUCCAGGCCCUGCCCUAUGUGGCUCUCUUGAUAGUGAUGCUGUUCUUCAUCUACGCUGUAAUCGGAAUGCAGGUGUUUGGAAAAAUUGCCCUGAAUGACACCACAGAGAUCAAUCGGAACAACAACUUUCAGACUUUCCCUCAAGCUGUGCUACUCCUCUUCAGGUGUGCCACGGGGGAGGCUUGGCAGGACAUCAUGCUAGCCUGCAUGCCAGGCAAGAAGUGUGCCCCAGAGUCUGAGCCCAGCAACAGCACAGAAGGGGAAACACCCUGUGGCAGCAGCUUCGCUGUCUUCUACUUCAUCAGCUUCUACAUGCUCUGUGCCUUCCUGAUCAUCAACCUCUUUGUAGCCGUCAUCAUGGACAACUUUGACUACCUGACAAGGGACUGGUCCAUCCUUGGUCCCCAUCAUCUAGAUGAAUUUAAAAGGAUCUGGGCAGAAUAUGACCCUGAAGCCAAGGGUCGCAUUAAGCAUCUCGAUGUGGUGACCUUACUCCGGCGGAUUCAGCCCCCACUAGGUUUCGGGAAGCUCUGUCCUCACCGCGUGGCUUGCAAACGCCUGGUCUCCAUGAACAUGCCUCUGAACAGCGAUGGGACGGUCAUGUUCAAUGCCACCCUCUUUGCCCUGGUCAGGACAGCCCUGAGGAUCAAAACAGAAGGGAACCUAGAACAAGCCAAUGAAGAACUGCGUGCAAUAAUCAAGAAGAUAUGGAAGCGGACCAGCAUGAAGCUGCUGGACCAGGUGGUGCCCCCUGCAGGUGAUGAUGAGGUCACAGUUGGCAAGUUUUACGCCACUUUCCUGAUCCAAGAGUACUUCCGAAAGUUCAAGAAGCGCAAAGAGCAGGGGCUUGUGGGCAAGCCUUCCCAGAGGAACACGCUGUCCCUGCAGGCUGGACUGCGCACGCUGCAUGACCUUGGGCCUGAGAUCCGCAGGGCCAUCUCUGGAGAUCUGACAGCCGAGGAGGAGCUAGACAAGGCCAUGAAGGAGGCCGUGUCUGCUGCCUCCGAAGACGACAUCUUCAGGAGGGCCGGUGGCCUGUUCGGCAACCAUGUCAACUACUACCAAAGUGACGGCCGGAGCGCCUUCCCCCAGACCUUCACCACCCAGCGCCCGCUGCACAUCAACAAGGCGGGUAACAGCCAAGGUGACACUGAGUCGCCUUCCCACGAGAAACUGGUGGACUCCACUUUCACCCCCAGCAGCUACUCAUCCACUGGCUCCAACGCCAACAUCAACAAUGCCAACAACACUGCCCUGGGCCGCUUUCCCCGCCCCACCGGCUACCCCAGCACGGUCAGCACUGUGGAGGGCCAUGGGCCCCCUUUAUCUCCUGCCAUCCGGGUGCAGGAGCCAACAUGGAAGCUCAGCUCCAAGAGGUGCCACUCCCGGGAGAGCCAGAUGUCCGUGGUGUGUCAGGAGGAGGUCUCUCCGGAGGAGACCUAUGAGGUGAAGAUAACAGAAGACACGGAGUACUGCAGCGAGCCCAGCCUGGUCUCCACAGAGAUGCUUUCCUAUCAGGAUGAUGAAAAUCGACAAUUGACGCCCCCAGAGGAGGAUAAGAGGGACACCCGACAAUCCCCGAAGAAGGGUUUCCUCCGCUCCGCCUCACUAGGUCGAAGGGCCUCCUUCCACCUGGAAUGUCUGAAGAGGCAGAAGAAUCAAGGGGGAGACAUCUCUCAGAAGACAGUGUUGCCCCUGCAUCUUGUUCAUCAUCAGGCGUUGGCAGUGGCGGGCCUGAGCCCCCUUCUCCAGAGAAGCCAUUCCCCCUCCAUGUUCCCCAGGCCCUGUGCCACACCCCCUUCCACACCCCGUGGCAACCACGGUUGGCCCCCACAGUCCAUCCCCACCCUGCGGCUGGAAGGCUCCGAGUCCAGCGAGAAACUCAACAGCAGCUUUCCGACCAUCCACUGCAGCUCCUGGUCUGAGGAGAGUCCCGGUGGUGGGGGUAGCAGCACCAUCCGGAGAGCCCGGCCUGUUUCCCUCACUGUGCCCAGCCAGACCGGGGCGCCGGGGAGGCAGUUCCAUGGCAGUGCCAGCAGUCUGGUGGAAGCGGUCUUGAUUUCCGAAGGACUGGGGCAGUUUGCUCAAGAUCCCAAGUUUAUUGAGGUCACCACCCAGGAGCUGGCUGAUGCCUGCGACAUGACAAUUGAGGAGAUGGAAAAUGCGGCUGACAACAUCCUCAGUGGGGGCACCCAGCAGAGCCCCAACGGCACCCUCUUACCUUUUGUUAACUGCAGGGACCCAGGGCAGGACAGAGCUGCGGGCGAGGAGGAUGCGACCUGCGGGCCUGCCCUGGAAUGUCGGCAGAGUGAGGAGGAACUCCAGGACAGCAGGGUCUAUGUCAGCAGCCUGGAGUAG